Molecule: messenger RNA, 951 nt
Organism: Oppiella nova
Lineage: Eukaryota; Metazoa; Arthropoda; Arachnida; Sarcoptiformes; Oppiidae
Source: the annotation of a GenBank genome assembly
AUGUCUAUAAUAUAUGACUUCACGGGAAAGGUAGCCCUAAUCACGGGCUCGAGUUCAGGCAUCGGUGCGGCCACUGCUGUACUUCUGGCCAAAAGUGGAGCCAAUGUUGUGAUCACUGGACGUAAUGCCGAGAAUGUGUCCAAAGUAUCGAAACAAUGUNUAAUCACGGGCUCGAGUUCAGGCAUCGGUGCGGCCACUGCUGUACUUCUGGCCAAAAGUGGAGCCAAUGUUGUGAUCACUGGACGUAAUGCCGAGAAUGUGUCCAAAGUAUCGAAACAGUGUUCAGAUGUGUCACCAAAACGUCUCAAACCUCUGGAAGUCGUGGCAGACGUUAAUAAAGAAGAAGAUCUCAACAGACUUCUGGACACAACUAUCAAGACUUUCGGCAAAUUAGAUAUACUCGUCAAUAAUGCCGGGAUUGGAGCAGGCACAAAAAUAACUGAAUCGGAUUACAUCCAAAAGUUUGAAAAAAUCUUUCAAACAAAUGUGAAUUCUGUGGGUAAAAACACGUCAGCCUACUACAUGUCAAAAGCAGCGCUGGACAUGUUUACCAAAUGUAUGGCCGCAGAAUUGGGUACUAAACUUAUUCGUGUCAAUUCAGUCAAUCCCGGAGCUGUUCGCACAAACAUUGCCAGGGAUUCCGAUCUCCCGAAUGAAUCACUGGAAAGAAUGUUCAAAAAUUUGGCCAAAAAAUACCCGGUCGGCAGAGUUGGUGAGGGAUUAGACAUUGCCAAUGCCGUGGCAUACCUGGCCAGUGACCAGGCUAGCUUUAUCACUGGGGCUUUAUUGGUGGCCGAUGGCGGACACAUAGCCGGCAACAUUCCUGAUAAAGAGCAAGCAAAAUAUGACUUCACGGGAAAGGUAGCCCUAAUCACGGGCUCGAGUUCAGGCAUCGGUGCGGCCACUGCUGUACUUCUGGCCAAAAGUGGAGCCAAUGUUGUGAUCACUGGA